This is a messenger RNA of Lachancea sp. 'fantastica', 612 nucleotides long. NCBI's taxonomy places the organism in Eukaryota, Fungi, Ascomycota, Saccharomycetes, Saccharomycetales, Saccharomycetaceae. The record is from the annotation of a GenBank genome assembly.
AUGAAUGACUCCAAACCUGUUGAGAAGUUGAAUUUUGGUCGAAGGACUUGGGAUCGGGAAGAAUACGCCGAACUUGGACGAAACGCAAAGGCCUCUUCGAGCUCUCACUUGGGUGAAUUAAGCGAUGAGCAACUACAACUAUUGAAAUCAAGGUAUACACAACAUCGAAAAUUGUUGGCAGAUGCUACUCAAAGUGCAAAUCAGAGAGUGCUUACAGGGUCCUUGACUUCUUACAAAAAGGGAAAACAGUUUGGGUUUUAUUGCGAGUUGUGUGAUUUGACUUUCAAAGAUACCUUGCAAUUCGUGGACCAUCUAAACCAUAAAUUACAUCAAAUCAAGUUCGAAACCAUCUUUGGCGAACCUUUGAUUUCUGAUCUUCGCGACAACGAUGAUAUCCCGUCUCAAGAGUUUGAAGAACAGUAUUCAGCUGAAAUCAGAGCAUUCUUGAAAAAUCGUGGAUCUUCCGCUAGUGCCAAAACCAAGAAAAUUGACCGUUCGGGCCGUUUGGACCGCAAUCCAAAACCAGAAGGCCGCUCUACGCUAGAUACAGAUGAGAAUCCUGCUCUCAAUAGUGUGAUGGGAUUCGGCGGAUUUGGAAGCACGAAAAAAUGA